AUGGCUGGACCAAGCCUGGGUGUUUUUCUUGAUAUCGAGAGUUCCCCUCGCAUCGUCACUCCACUGCCUGCAGCGCAGAAGAAGCAGGGGAUUGCGCAGCCUAGGUCUGAUCUGGAACUGGAUGAGAUCCACCCAGCACGAAGUCUAGACCAAAUCGCCCGCGAACCAAGGACCCAAGACUCAAUACCCACACCAGGCUCAUUGGAAAGUCGGAUACCUACGCCGGUCGCUGAGAAUACAACUACUAUUGAAUGGGUUCCGGACCGAACAGUGACCCCUUGGAAAACCAGGUGGCGACUCUUGAGUGCAUGUCUGAUGCUUUUUGGAAAUGGCAUGAACGACGGCGCUCCCGGUGCUUUGAUUCCAUACAUGGAAAAGCAUUACCAGAUCAGCUAUUCCAUCGUUUCAAUGAUUUUCGUGGGCAAUGCACUGGGCUUCAUCUCCGCUGCCCCCGUAACGCAUACAAUCGAGCAAAAGCUCGGGCGCUCUAAGAGCUAUGCCUUCUCGAUGUUCCUCCUAGCCGUGUCCUAUAUCAUCAUCGCCUGGCAACCUCCAUUUCCAGCAGUGGUGGUUUGUUUCUUUCUGCUAGGAUUUGGCGUGGCUCUGAACCUAGCCCUCAAUAAUACGUAUAGCGCCAGCUUGGGUGAUGGUACCACGGCCCUAGGACUGACAUGUGGUGCAUAUGGUAUUGGAGGUACUGUAGCGCCCUUGUUUGCGACGGCCAUGGAAUCAAAUGGUAUUCGCUGGUCACUUUUCUAUACCAUCCCUCUGGCAGUCAGUUUGAUCAACAUUGGCUUUGCCCCAUGGGCAUUCUUAAACUUCGAGCAAGAUACCCCAGCCGAGCCACAACGACCACUUCACCCAGCCGUUGAGGGCUCGCGCGUGGAAGAACCUUUGACCCGCACUCAAAUCCUCAAAAAUACCAUACGAAACCGCACGACCCUCAUGGGGGCGCUGUUCACCUUUGCAUACCAAGGAGCUGAAGUAUCCAUCUCCGGCUGGAUGGUCUCCUUCCUCAUCAGCUACCGGGAUGGUGAUCCUUCCCGGGUCGGGUACGUCAGCUCCGGAUUUUGGGCCGGCAUCACCGUUGGGCGAUUUCUCCUGACCAAACCGGCUGCAAAGAUGGGCGAGAAGGUCACCGUGCUGAGUAUGGUCGCUGGGGCCGUCAUCUUUCAAGUGAUGACCUGGCUCAUUCCAAAUGUCAUCGGAGAAGCAGUUACGGUCGCCAUCCUGGGUGUUUUACUGGGUGCGGUUUCUCCAUGUUCCAUCUCAGUGUUCACGAAGCUGCUGCCUCGGAGUAUGCACAUCUCUAGUUUGAGUUUUGUAAGCGCAUUAGGCAGUAGUGGCGGUGCGGUGUGGCCAUUUCUAACAGGUAUCCUGUCUCAGCACGUGGGGACUAUGGUACUGCAUCCGAUUUGUCUCGGGCUGUAUGGUGUAAUGGCAGCUAGUUGGCUUCUGUUGCCGAAGAUCUCAAAGAGAUCCGACUAA
Molecule: messenger RNA, 1488 nt
Organism: Penicillium longicatenatum
Lineage: Eukaryota; Fungi; Ascomycota; Eurotiomycetes; Eurotiales; Aspergillaceae
Product: putative MFS efflux transporter
Exons: 1
Coding region: 1-1488 (495 amino acids)
Biological process (GO): transmembrane transport
Cellular component (GO): membrane
Molecular function (GO): transmembrane transporter activity
Source: RefSeq, a predicted model, not a curated record